AUGGCCUCCUCCGGCCGCGCCACCGUCUCCCGGGGCCUAUCAUACGGCGCUGCCGGAUGGCCCUCGUCAUCAUCAUCAUCCGCUUCAUCUCCGGGACUAGCAGGAGGACGAAUAGAAGGGGGACGAAGCAGGCGACUAACGCCCGACACGGGGUCGGAUGAGGAGGAGGAGGAGGAGGAGGAGGAGGAGUACGGGAAUGAAGACGACGACGACGAGGAAGGGAAUCGGAGUGAGAAGGAUGAAGAAGCCGGGGUUGGGUUUCGACGGGCUGGUGAUGGUGGGAAUCGGGAGGGUGGUGAGGAGGAUGAUGAGGGUUCGGAGGAUGAAGGUGACGGGCGUUCGCCCCCGCGACGACGACGGCGUCGGGGGUUGUAUACCGCCGAGGAAGAGGAGGCGGUUGUUCGAAAGUUUGAUCGGAAGCUGGUAGUGUUUAUGGCGCUGUUGUAUAUGCUUAGUUUCUUGGAUCGGUCAAACAUUGGCAACGCCCGCGUGGCCGGCAUGGACGACGACCUGCAAUCCAUCCCGCCCCGCGAAGGGUGGUACGAGUGGUCGCUAGGCGCCUUCUACCUGUCCUACAUCGCCUUCGAAUGGAUGGCACUGCUCUGGCGGGUCAUCCCGGCGCACAUCUACGUGGCCGCGCUGGUGUUCUCCUGGGGCGUGAUCGCGUCGCUGCAGGCCGUGGCCGUGAACUACCCAAUGCUGAUCUUCCUGCGCGCGCUGCUGGGCAUCGGCGAGGCGGGCUUUACGGGUGUGCCGUUCUAUCUGUCCUUUUUCUUCAAGCGCCACGAGUUGGCGUUUCGCACGGCCAUUUUUGUGUCGGCUGCUCCCUUGGCGACGACUUUUGCGUCCUCGCUGGCGUGGGUUAUUGUCAAGCUGGCCGAGUACAGUCCCAUCGCUCCGUGGCGGUUACUCUUUCUCGUCGAAGGGUUUCCCUCCGUCUUGGUAGCCGGCAUCGCAUGGACCGUCAUCCCCGACUCACCCCAAACCGCAUCCUACCUAACACCGCGAGAAAAGAAAGUCGCCUACCUCCGUCUCCAGUCUUCCGAAUCCCCUUCUAGCAAAACCACCACCACCUCCUCCUCCUCCUCCGCCUCCGACCCAGAUUCCUCCACCCUCACCUCCACCCUAGCCAUCCUCCUCGACCCCACCGCCUGGCUAACAGCCCUCAUCUUCUUCCUCACCAACACAGCCUACUCCUCCCUCCCCGUCUUCCUCCCCACCAUCCUACACACGAUGGGCCACUCCCCCUCCACCGCCCAACUCCUCUCCGCACCCCCCUACCUCCUCGCCUUCGCCACAGUCCUCCUCACCGCCCACAUCUCCGACAUCUCCCGCGUCCGCAGCCCCUGGCUCAUCGCCCACGCUCUCGCCUCCGCUGCGGGGUACACCGUCCUCGCGCUGGCCGAAGGCCCGCUAGGCUUGGAACCGGGGAGUUGGCUGCGGUAUCUAGCCGUGUACCCGGCCGCAAGCGGAUUCUUCAGCGUGGUGGUGUUGACGAUUGCGUGGAGCGUGAAUAACCAGCGCGGGGCGGCGAGAAGGGGCGCCGGGUUUGCGCUGUUGCAGGUGGUAGGGCAGUGCGGACCGCUGGUGGGCACGAGGUUGUACCCCGAUAGGGAUGGGCCGUAUUAUACGCGGGGGAUGGCGGUUUGUGCGGGGGCGAUGGGGGGGG
This is a messenger RNA of Dichotomopilus funicola, 1669 nucleotides long. RefSeq names its product high-affinity nicotinic acid transporter. The transcript has 2 exons. Gene Ontology annotation, biological process: transmembrane transport. Gene Ontology annotation, molecular function: transmembrane transporter activity. Gene Ontology annotation, cellular component: membrane. The record is from RefSeq and is a predicted model, not a curated record. The annotation marks the transcript as partial. NCBI's taxonomy places the organism in Eukaryota, Fungi, Ascomycota, Sordariomycetes, Sordariales, Chaetomiaceae.